Molecule: messenger RNA, 1467 nt
Organism: Octopus sinensis (East Asian common octopus)
Lineage: Eukaryota; Metazoa; Mollusca; Cephalopoda; Octopoda; Octopodidae
Product: chromatin-remodeling ATPase INO80-like
Biological process (GO): DNA repair
Cellular component (GO): Ino80 complex
Molecular function (GO): ATP binding; ATP-dependent chromatin remodeler activity; ATP hydrolysis activity
Source: RefSeq, a predicted model, not a curated record
AUGAGGUGGUUGGCUAACCUCCACGAACAGGGAAUAAAUGGAAUUUUAGCCGAUGAAAUGGGAUUGGGUAAAACAGUACAAACCAUUUCAUUUCUUGCAUACUUGGCCGAGGGCAUUUGGGGACCAUUUCUGGUGAUUGCCCCGUCCUCGACGUUGUAUAACUGGCAGAAGGAGAUGACUCAGUUCUGUCCACGUUUCAAAGUGAGUGUCAAAUGUAAGUACUCAGACAUUCCCUACUGGGGGGAUAUUAAGGACAGGAAAGUGUUACGACAGUUAUGGAAGGAUGCCAAUGUCGAGGACUCGUCUUUCCACGUAGUCAUCACCAGCUACAAAAUUGCUGUUCGUGAUCUCAAGUCCUUCCAAAGAAUAAAUUGGUGGUACGUCGUUUUGGAUGAGGCUCAGGCCAUAAAGAGCACGAGCAGGUUAUUUUUCUCCUUCACUCUCAGUCAGCGAUGGAGAACGUUGAUGAGUCUUAAAUGCAGGAACAGACUACUACUCACAGGCACUCCCAUCCAGAACUCAAUGCAGGAGGUAACAAGUCCCCUCUACUGCUUAUGGGCACUACUCCACUUCAUCAUGCCUGCCCUCUUCGACUCACACGACGAAUUCAACCACUGGUUCUCCAAGGACAUUGAGGGCUGUGCAGACCAGCCAUCUAAAAUAAACGAGAGUUGUCCUACAGUCUUCAUUUUAGGUCAACUUCUUCGUUUACAUUCAAUUUUAAACCCGUUUAUGCUCAGAAGGGUCAAAAAGGACGUCGAAUCAGAACUUUUUGAGAAGAAUUGCUUGCUACAACCAGUCCAGGGAUAUCCUCAAACAAAUUGCCCACAGUCUAUUGUGGGGAAAUACAUUUUCCACUCAACAUAUGCUGUUGGAACCAAUUGCUUCCCGUUAUUUCUCAAAUCAGUCAUUUCUGAAUAUGAACAACUUUUGUGGUUAUUCAAAAUGGCCUCCUUAUUGGUGAGUGACUCGGGCAAGUUGUACGCACUGGACAGACUGUUAUGCAGACUAAAGAGGGAUGACCACCGAGUAUUAAUCUUUUCCCAAAUGACGAGAAUGAUUGCAAUUCUCGAGGUAGUGUUUGUCUUCUUAGUAUAGAACUACAUGGCUUUACGAGGGUUUUCAUAUGUUAGACUAGACGGGUCACUCCAAAUCAAUAAACGAGAAGAUAUGGUCGAAAACUUCCAGGCCAAUGAGGAUGUUUUUGUGUUCCUUCUGAGCACACGUGCUGGGGGAAUUGGCAUUAAUUUGACAGCCGCAGACACAGUAUUUGAUUUAUUAAUUUCCCAGGUAAUAUUUUACGACUCUGACUGGAAUCCCACUGUGGAUAUGCAGGCAAUGGACAGAACACACCGGCUGGGACAAACCAAGCAAGUCACAGUCUACAGACUCAUUUGUAAGGAUACAAUUGAGGACAGAAUUAUGCAGAGAGCUCGGGAAAAAAGCGAAGUUUAUGAACCCUCUUAA